UUCCACUGAGGAGAUGCUGGAAAUAAAUGGACUUUGGCUUUUGUUAUUUGGGUUUGAGAUUAUUCAAGAAAGGUUGGUUCUUUGUGAAAAAGAUGUACCUGAACCAGUUGGCUUGUUCCCUUUGAACUCACUGCAUACAACCAAAGACAUCAGUAAUAGUUAUUUGACAGCCGGUACCGCUGUUGGAGUUAGUCUUGCACCAGGACCAGAUGGUAAACCAGGGGGCUCUUACAAUUUUCCAGGAAGUGCUAGCAGUUACAUCGAGAUUCCACAACAAGCACAACUUGAUACUAGAUUUUCUUUCAGUUUUCUAGUUUGGAUCUACAACCAGGGUUCUUUAGGCCCAGUUUUUCACUACGAUAUUCAGUCAGGUUCAUAUGCAAUUCAUUUUUACAUAACCGGAAGUCCAUCAAUGCUCUUCGUAAGGAUGGUUAAAAGAGGAAGUCUUGCAUUCGUUAAUGCUUUGACUCAUGAAAUGGGUACUAUAAACAACUGGAGAUAUGUUGGUUAUACAUACGAUUAUAGCACUGGAAAACAGCAGUUGUUUGUUGAUGGGAUGAAGGUGAAUGAAGGGAAUGUCGGAAGCAUUCAACUCUCGACAAAUUACAAGAUCAAGAUUGGCGGUGCAAAGUAUGGGGACAAAAGACUGUUUAAGGGUCGUGUUUCAUGUCUCCAAAUAUUCAACAAAGCGCUGACACAAGCACAAGUACUGGCAGCCAGGACAAGAUGUGUCGAGAAAAAUGACUACACAUCUUGUUUCCAAUGCGUCUUUCUCGACGAUCCAACAAGAGCCCUCAAAUCUAAUGUCAGCGGUCAACCAGCAGAUAGACAGGCCCUAGUUCGAAGACGAUGGUAUCGACUGAAAAGUGAAGCUGGUACAAGAAUCGUAACUUCCUGUCCAGCCCCAGGUUCCUGUGGAGCCCAGUCUCCAGGAUGGCUCAACGGUCAAUAUCCAUCGUUAGAGACUGGGAUAAAGAAGAUGGAAAUAUGUUACCGUUCAGGAUCAAACUGCUGUGCUAAUAAGGCAACUGUGUAUGUAAGACAGUGCUAUGGGUACCCUGUGUUCAUGCUUGACGAUGUACCAGAUAUCAGCCUUGGUAAUCGUGUCUGUACAGGAACAGAUCAAGAAAGCAUUUUUCCAAACGCAAUGUUCCAGUCAACCAAUGAAAAGUGUUUAUCCGGUCACGUGAUUUAUGCUGAAAUCAAUGUGGUCGAAGCGUCUGUCUGCAUUGGGUACUGCCUGAGUGCUGGGAAGAAAUGCGAGUCUGUUAACUUCAUCCAGCUUGACAAUGGAACCUGUCAACUCAAUAACGCUACCGCCAUAGAGUUUCCACAGCAUGUUAAUGCUAACAGUAGCUGUACGUAUUAUCAAAGCAACACAGCAUUAAUGUCUUACGUUAUGCCAUAAAAUAUAAAAUAUAAUCUUGCUGAAAUGUAUUCUCCAGCUCCUCCAGCUUAAGUUCUGGCUGGUAUUCUACCAGCAAAAGAAGCACCGGGAAUAUUGAAAAGUUUGAAAAGUUCUUCAAUCCAAUCAUUCAAGAAUGAACUGAAAACUCAUUUGUUCAAGAACUUUGUCUCCUCUGGUUCAAAGUGAACAUCAAUGAACUAUGACAUUUCAUUAAUAUUGUUUUCAACAUACGUCUAAUAUUUAUUAUUUCUUUUAUUGUGAAGCGCCGUG
Messenger RNA from Actinia tenebrosa (Australian red waratah sea anemone), 1678 nucleotides. RefSeq lists its product as uncharacterized. The record is from RefSeq and is a predicted model, not a curated record. NCBI's taxonomy places the organism in Eukaryota, Metazoa, Cnidaria, Anthozoa, Actiniaria, Actiniidae.